Parastagonospora nodorum SN15 is the source of this 303-nucleotide messenger RNA. RefSeq lists its product as hypothetical. The record is from RefSeq and is a predicted model, not a curated record. Lineage: Eukaryota; Fungi; Ascomycota; Dothideomycetes; Pleosporales; Phaeosphaeriaceae. Bases 1 to 303 code for a protein of 100 amino acids. The transcript has 2 exons.
AUGACUCUGGGCCUUGCAUCCAAGAUCGCCGCAUCGCACGACGUCGGCACUCCCGCAGCUGUCACACCCCAUAAGCCGAACCACCUCCCAAACCCGCGCAUGUCAAUCACUUCCAGCGCCUGCAUCAAGAUCGCCCCUUCACACGACGUCGGCACUCCCGCGUGCCUCCGCUCAUCCGACCACCGACUCGACAUCCAGCAGCGCAGGAAUACAACCGGUGGUACAUGCACACGCACCGAGCAUGCACAAGAAAGUGACAACGGGAGUGGCUUAAACGCCCUCACGAACGCUGGUCGUGCAUAA